Molecule: messenger RNA, 1435 nt
Organism: Amoebophrya sp. A120
Lineage: Eukaryota; Dinophyceae; Syndiniales; Amoebophryaceae
Source: the annotation of a GenBank genome assembly
AGCACUUCUAUUGAUCUCAGUAUUUAUUUUCUCGUUAACAGCGGCUUGGUGUCAGCACUACUUACUAGUGUGACUUGUCUGCUUCUCUACUUAUUGUGCUGUUGUGCAAAAGCGAAAAUCUGAUCAUGCCCGCUUCUUGCAAUGCUUGUGUUGUGCAAUCAUAGUAGAUGAGCAGUUCCUUUCAUACAAUGCCUUUGAUAUCUCGUUUCUAGUCUACAUUGUUUUGUUGAGAGUUGUGUCCUCGUUCAGUACUACUGAAAUACAUUUAGAUACAUACGACAUACUAGACCACAGCGUUUCCAAAAAAUUCACAGCUCUGCCACGUUUUUUUGAUCCAGCCGCGACACCGCAGGAGCGAGUCCGUAGUCCGUAAUCUUCAACAGAAAAAAUUCCUACAACUCCUCAUCCGUUCCUGAAGCGACACCAGUACUAUGUCAGCAACAAAAUCCGAGCAGCGCGACUGGCGUCCGCUGUGUAUCGUCAGCGUGGUGCACUGCACUACCACAUGUGAAACCUACCCGUACAACGUGUCCUACGAGGUAUUUAGCCACGUUGUGACCUGCUGUACCAAUGUCAAAGUCCAGGAGAGGAGGAGACCAACAACAAAUUGUAGCGACGCUGGAACAAACGACCCAAGAAACUCCACAAAUAUUCGCGAUGAUCCCAGCACCCAGUACGACAUUAAAGAGCAAACGGUGUUUCUCUGCUACGAGCUGGCCGGUCGUAUCCCCAUCGGAAAGACCACCUACGCCGAGCUGUACGCCUGUCUGCAAAAGAUCGCUCCCGCGAUGUGCUUCACGACCCGACAGGCUGCGGGCAUCUGGAUCGCGAAGCAGCAAGAGAAACUGCCCUCGGAGCUGACCGGGCGGGAAAUUCGGUUGCUAGACUUGGUGCAGGAGAAGGCGGUGUUCGUUUUCAAGUGCGAUUCAGAAAAAGUGUCAGCGCAGCGGGGAGGUAAGAAAACGGUCACCGAGCUCGGGAAUGCCGGGGAGGAUGUUUUGGAAUAUUUGGAGAUGGUGGAAGCAUCCGUGAGUCUGUAAACAGUUAUUGAAUAAUAUUAAAGCGAACAAGAACCAUACCGAUACCCAUGGUUACACCAUUUGAAUCCGUCUACAUGAUUUUUCCCGUUUUAUAUCACAGCGAUUGAGAUUUUUUAUUUGGCGACUAACUGCACUAAGCGAGAAUGUAUGAGAAAUUAUGUUCAUGUCGAACACGUCGAAAACGAAAACUGCAUAAACUUGAGCUUCAACUUCAAAUCUGGAAGCCGAAGCGAUAAUAAGUACCCCUACGAUAUUAACGAUGCAAAAUCCCAAUCACGAUUUUUCACGAAAGACUAUUUUGGUGCCUAGGUUUCUGUUGGUGGAUCUGGAUCAUGUGACUGAGCAUUGAGUGCUUUCAUACCGGUUCUGAAGGUUUUGAUUUUUCACUAUGGAAG